Ipomoea triloba (trilobed morning glory) is the source of this 1017-nucleotide messenger RNA. RefSeq names its product putative cyclin-D7-1. The transcript is spliced from 6 exons. Lineage: Eukaryota; Viridiplantae; Streptophyta; Magnoliopsida; Solanales; Convolvulaceae. The record is from RefSeq and is a predicted model, not a curated record. Gene Ontology annotation, biological process: regulation of cyclin-dependent protein serine/threonine kinase activity; mitotic cell cycle phase transition. Bases 1 to 1017 code for a protein of 338 amino acids. Gene Ontology annotation, molecular function: cyclin-dependent protein serine/threonine kinase regulator activity. Gene Ontology annotation, cellular component: cyclin-dependent protein kinase holoenzyme complex; cytoplasm; nucleus.
AUGGAGAGUUUGCUGUGCGAUGAAGUACUGUGGGUUAUGAGUCCCGCCGCCGGUGAAGAUAACCGCGGCCGUUACGGUGAGGCAGACGGCGGCGUUGUGGAAAAGUAUAAGAAAGAGGACUACGAAGAGGCUUUUGGGAUUCUUGUGGAGAAGGAAGCUAGAUACAUGCCUGAACCGGGCUACGCAAACCACCUCAAACUGAACCGCUUCAUUGGUAACGCUAGGUCUAAAGCUGUUCACUGGCUCAUUAUGUCUCGAAGAAGACUGAAUCUGUCCUUUGAGAGUGUGUUUGAUGCGGUCAACUAUCUCGACAGAUUCAUCUCCUUGAAGAAAUGCCAGGAAUGGAAAUGCUGGAUGUUUGACCUGCUCUCAGUUGCAUGCUUAUCAGUUGCGACGAAAUUCAAUGAAACAGACCCUCCUCCCUUGCAUGAAAUACAGAUGGAGGGCGUUGAGAAUUUGUUGGUAUCGGAUCUUAUCCAACGGAUGGAAUUGACGCUGCUAGAGGCUUUAGGAUGGCGGCUAUCUUCUACAACCCCAUACUCUUACCUGCAUCUCCUCACUGCUUCUUUCCGGUUUCAACAAACCCUACCGGAGCCGGAGGUGGAGGAACUCCGGUCACAUAUUACCGAUAUGCUCCUCGGGUCUCUUUUAGACCCGAAAUUCCUGGAGUUUCGACCUUGUGUUCUUGCUCAAACGGCACUGAAAUACAGUCUUGAAGAGUUUCUCCCACGGGAAACGAACACUUGUUGUUUCAACCAUUUUACAGCUCUUAUUCCUCAAGAUCACAAGAAUGAUCUGGAGAAGUGCGAAAUAAUGAUGGACAAAGGAGUGAUUCAAAACGUUAGGACUUGUGGGAGACUUUAUUGCCCAUCAAGCCCAGUAACUGUUUUGACAACCAAGCAGUGUGAUUGCUCCCUCCUCCUCAUCAAUAAUGUGCAACAAACACUCAAAAUUGACCUUGGAUCAUCAUCCAUUAAGAAAAGGAAGAGAGACCCAGAAGACAACUCCGAUGUUUGA